Molecule: messenger RNA, 1989 nt
Organism: Osmerus eperlanus (European smelt)
Lineage: Eukaryota; Metazoa; Chordata; Actinopteri; Osmeriformes; Osmeridae
Product: proteasome subunit beta type-11-like
Exons: 1
Cellular component (GO): proteasome core complex
Source: RefSeq, a predicted model, not a curated record
CUGGCUCACUUUCCACCGGCUUGUCUUUGUCGGAAGUUGGAACCCAUGUCGACAGACAUUUCACAUGAACUUCCUUCCAAGGAUAUAUGAAUUGACAGAUUGCCGCAAGAGCAAUGUGGGUUAUAGUGGGCUUUCGAUGCACAUGUGCACGCAAAUGCUCUUUGCUGGCUAUUCUUCGACAGGUUCAUCCACGCCGUUAAGCAUGAAGAUGUAUUCUGACACGUUGACCCGCGGCUUCGCUGUGUUGUACACCACUCUACACCAAAGCACGAGGUAACUGGAGCAUCACGUGCGCAUCAUGUUCCCGGUUUAUACCAGCUAUAGCUAUGAGUACGUAUGAAUCCUCACAUGAAAAAUGUUUUGCCUUCAUUUCAGUGCAUCCGAGCAGCCCUAAUGUGUUGUGUGCUUGAUACGAUGCUUUCAUUUUCUUUGACAUGAGUCCUUGGGAGACAAGAUUCCUAUAAAAGGACUGCGUUCACAACCAGCUGAAUCAAUGUGUAAAAGACAAGAGCAUAAUGACAUUUCAUACGACGAGAUAAAACAAAUGAAUUUAAAUUGGAAUUGAAAGACUACAUUUUCUUAAUUAAAGCCUUGCUAAUAAUGACAUUCGUUAUUUACCGCUUUAAGACUUUUCGGCGUAAUCUCAAAUAAAUGGCUUUGCAGGAGCUGUGUGGUUUACCAGGUUCCGCGCGUAGCCUCUCUCGCGGUCUCCCCCAGAACGACGCCUCGCUGCUUCCGAGAGACGAGGCCAGGAGUAGCUCCUCGGAUACCUGGACUUGGAGACCCACAAACCCCCCAUUAAGCUUCUACAUACCUGUAGCAGACUACCUGGAAGAGAGCCCAUUACAUUUUGGCCAAAUCCGUUCCUCUCCUCCUCCAGGCUCCUCCACGACACCAGACUCCAUCCUCUCAGCUCUCUCUCUCCCCCUCAGCCUCCCCCCUUUCUCCUCCUCCCCCUCCGUCCCCCUGCCCUUCCCCCUCUCCCAUGGCACCACCACGCUUGCCUUCCUGUUCCAAGGCGGGGUGAUCGCGGCGGCCGACACCAGAUCCAGCUGUUCGGGCCUGGUCGCCUGUCCAGCCUCCCAGAAGAUCCUCCCGGUCCACUCCCAUCUGGUGGGCACCACGUCGGGCACGUCUGCCGACUGCGCCCUCUGGAAGCGGAUCCUCUCCAGGGAGCUCAGGCUGUACCAGUUGCGUCACGGCCGGAGGCUGUCCACAGGGGGCGCCGCUAAGCUGCUGGCCCACAUGCUGCACCCGUUCAAGGGGACGGAGUUGUGUGUGGCCGCCACGCUGUGCGGCUGGGACGGGGGGGAGGUGGAGGCCUGCCCUCUGCACGAGGCGGAGGCAGUGGAGGCAGGAGGAGAGGCAGUUCAAGAGGCGGGUGGGGAGGCAGCGGAGGCAGGUGCAGAGGCAGGCAGGGAGGCAGUUUCUGAGGCAGUGGAAACAGGACCGGAGGUGGUGGAGGCAGGUGGAGAGGAAGUUUCUGAGGCAGUGGAGGCAGGUUUGGAGGCAGACAGAGAGACAAGCCCAGAACCAGGGUCAGACAACAGCAAGAGUGACCACAAGAGACCCCGAACAUCCCUCCCCUCCACGCCCGUAGCCUGGAGGAAGAGCCAGUGUCUCCGCCCCUCCACCAGAGGGCGCCAGUGCACUGCUGGAGGCAGGCAGGGCUUCUCAGGGCCCAGCCUGUACUACGUGUGCAGCGACGGCACCCGCCUGCAGGGGGAGCUGUUCUCCGUGGGCUCCGGGUCGCCCUACGCGUACUCGGUGCUGGACGGCCAGGUGCGCUGGGGCCUGAGCGUGGGCGAGGCGGUGGUCGUGGCCAGGGAGGCCGUGUUCAGAGCCACGCACAGGGACGCCUACUCUGGGAACUGUGUGGACCUGUACCACGUGACCGCGCAGGGCUGGACGCGCAGGCAGAGGGAGGAACUAAAAGAGGAGUACUACAGGGAGAAAGAGGAGAGAGAGAGAGAGAGAGAGAGGGGGGGG